This is a messenger RNA of Penicillium roqueforti, 267 nucleotides long. RefSeq lists its product as uncharacterized. Bases 1 to 267 code for a protein of 88 amino acids. The transcript is spliced from 3 exons. NCBI's taxonomy places the organism in Eukaryota, Fungi, Ascomycota, Eurotiomycetes, Eurotiales, Aspergillaceae. The record is from RefSeq and is a predicted model, not a curated record.
AUGUUUGCCAACAGUCUCUUCUCCUGGUUCUCCUUCAAGGAGUCCAUUCCAACCUCCACCAGCGAUGCCACAACAGGCACCGAGAACCACCAGCCCGUCAGCCCAAAGGCCCCCUCCACCGACCCCAUGGUAACCGAGCAGCCUAACUCCCAGGAGAACAUGCUGAAGCUGGAGCUGCGUGGUGGCGGCACUGGCGAUGUCUGCUGCGGCCUUUGCGCCGGUCUUCUCUGCUUCGAAUGCUGUGAAUGCUGCGAGUGUUGCUGCUAG